UGGAGCCCAAAUAACCCAAGUUUCCUGUUCGAAACCAGUUGAAAAUACCUCUGUCUUGCUUUCCUGUUCGAUUUUCUUCUCUCCGGCUGCCGAUCCAAUUGACUCUUCCCCUCUCUCGUCAAAGCUGCAUGGUUUUUCUUCAUCUGUUUAAAGGUUUAAGUGGUUCGAAAUAAAAAUCAGGACUCCUGAGCUAGUUUUCAUUGCCAAUCCAAUGAAGCAUGUUCUAAAGCUUCUCUCUCUGCUGGUGGUCAUCUCCGCCCUUUGGAUCGGCCUCUUACAGGCAUCUAUAAUACCACAAAGCCACACUUGGUUGCUUCCCAUCUAUGUUAUUGUGUCACUCGGAUGCUAUGGUUUAUUCAUGGUCGGAGUUGGUCUAAUGCGGUUCCCUACUUGCCCUCAAGAAGCAUCGCUGCUGCAGCAGGACAUCGCCGAAGGCAAGGGUUUCCUGAAGCAGAAAGGGGUUGAUGUUGGUUCCAACUGAUAGUUUUUCCGAUAACAUCUCUUCUUUGACUCAAGUGAGAACAAAUUGCUGCAAGCUUUACCGAUGGACCUCUGUUUUGGACCAGAGAGAAAAGGUACAAAUUGGGAACUAACUACAAAGUUUGCAUUACUUCCGUAGAAGAAUUAUAUUGCCUGUGUCUAACAUUGAGGAGUAUAUUUGGUAAAAGAAAUGAGUUACCAUUUUUU
This is a messenger RNA of Hibiscus syriacus, 687 nucleotides long. RefSeq names its product dolichol-phosphate mannose synthase subunit 3-like. Gene Ontology annotation, biological process: GPI anchor biosynthetic process. NCBI's taxonomy places the organism in Eukaryota, Viridiplantae, Streptophyta, Magnoliopsida, Malvales, Malvaceae. Gene Ontology annotation, cellular component: endoplasmic reticulum membrane; dolichol-phosphate-mannose synthase complex. The transcript has 4 exons. The record is from RefSeq and is a predicted model, not a curated record. The coding region runs from base 212 to 481 and encodes 89 amino acids.